AAAUUCAGCUGCGAAGUGAUUGAACCUCACUUUUUCCACUUAUCCGCUCACGUCGAUGAACUCCACUUAUACACUGAUAAGUUAAAGAAGGACUGUCCCCUUGCAAGAAACUUGAACCCUGUCGUCAAAAACAUGACGCUUGCCGCUGCUCACCAUGUCGUCAUGGCCAGCACCAAGUUCAACAGUUACGCCCCCUCGCCGGCCACAAUUAAGCAGGACUCAAAUGAGGCCAGCUUGGUCCAAAUGGCUGGAUUUAUUGGGCUUCAGACAGCCCAUGUUUUGAGCAAGUAUAUCGACACUGUCCGGUGGAACAACGCUUUCACGCAGUGUCAAUCGGCACGGUUGAGUAUUGGACUUGUCAACUCUUUCUGGUUGCGGAACGCGUUGAACUCUGUGCAAAGGACGGCGGAGAUGAAUGGGUACAAAUUGUCCAUUCCGGUGCAUGAAUAUCUUCCCCAUUACUACAAGUUGCCAUUGACUGAUUGUGUUUUGGGGAUUCAAACUACGAAGAAGACCGUGUUGAUGUUGCGAGUACUCAUCCCAGUAAUGAAGAGGGACACGAAAUAUACCCGAUUUCGGCUCACCAAAAUUCCCUACCUCGUGACUGAAGGAGAGGAGAAAAAAAUAUGCGAGAUUGACAGUUUCGACCCUAAGGAUGAUUUCCUCGUGGAGGAGACACUCGGCAUUCCCGGCGGAAAACCGGUCGUGACCAUGGCCCCAGAAUGUUUUGAAAGUGAGCUCUGUCAUAUCUCUGAACAGCCGAGGUCACUCGUUGUCGACCCGUGCCUCAAAGGGCUGAUGAACGGAUCGGUAGACCACAUCCGGGACUAUUGCUCUUUUGAAUGCUAUCCAAUCGAGAAUGAGGAACUGCUAUUGCCCAUCAUUAUCAAAGUGGCGAACAAUCAGUACUCAAUUACCGGAAGCCAUAAAACCAUACCGAUCAAUGUGUAUUGUGAUGACCACCUGCAGCGGGUUCUGGAUCCGAAUAAGACGAAUGGCGUGAUGCAGGUCAUUCUUCCCUGCAAUUGUGAGAUUCGUUUCAAGGCUGAAGUAUACCGAAGUUCACGUCCCUGUGAGCAACCUUUCGAGUACCACUACUUGAGCUCAGUCCCGUUCAAGGUCGAUUUUACCGGAAGUCAUCCAACUCCCGAGGCUAUCGCGGACAAGAUUGAUUCCCUGGAUUCAACAAGUAAUCCUGAAUCGAAAACGGAAAAAGAACAAGAAAAUGUCGACACUGCGGAUCAAACUAUUCCCGCAAGUUAUAUUUUGCCUCCUGAGGGCAGUGGCGUAUUCGAAGCUUCCUCUGGCAUACCAGCCGUACCACCUGCUUCCUUAUUGACGGGUGGAUCACACCCACCCCCACCGUCACACACAGGACAACUCGUCAUUAUUUGGCUCCUCCUGAUCCUCCUCUUAUUGAGCAACGGGCUUCUCAUUUAUGUCGCAUAUGUCAACCGACUCAUCGAUCUGGGUGGGAUACGAGCAACCCUGACAAGAUGGGGAAUAGGGGGCACAACCCCUCCCAGAAGUCGGUUAGAAGAGGAUCCCCCAAGUUAUCCUGGAACGAUAACUUCAGUACAUCACACUAACGGAGUUCAGUCUCCGAACGUGGUGCAGGAGAAUAAUCGAAAUAGUGCGGCUAGUUUACAAUCCGACAAUACGAUGUGGCCUGCAAGUUUGAAUCGGUUGUAGUGCAAGAUUUUUCCGGAUUUGUAGUUAUUUUUAUCUAGUAAACUAUUUAAUUAAUUGAUUCAUUAAAAUUCUGACUAAAUUUAGACAAUUUGUUGUCGGUAAUGUACAGGUUUUUGGACAAUAACUUUAAGCAUUUUUCAUUCUACACCUACUUCAACCUGUCCGUAUAUCCACUCCACAGUUCAGGUCAUUAUUAAAUAGAUUCUCCAUAAAUAUAUGGACACCUUCCUGAAUUCCAUGACUCUAUUUUACCUUUUAUUACUGUCGUACCAUCCACAUUGUUAACUUGCUCCCAACUUCCGCUCUAUUCAGGAGAUAAAAUAAUUUCUAUUCCUGUUUAUCUUUAACUGUAUUCUGACUAUCUCGCUCUAAUGUAGGAAAUACCGAAUGCAUGUCCUGUACGUAUGUACAUACGCUCAACUGUAAUACCGAGUCAUCAAGGAAUUAUAAAUAUAUG
This is a messenger RNA of Folsomia candida, 2149 nucleotides long. RefSeq lists its product as uncharacterized. The record is from RefSeq and is a predicted model, not a curated record. Lineage: Eukaryota; Metazoa; Arthropoda; Collembola; Entomobryomorpha; Isotomidae. The transcript has 5 exons. The coding region runs from base 133 to 1692 and encodes 519 amino acids.